Messenger RNA from Scaptodrosophila lebanonensis, 4274 nucleotides. It is a transcript of the gene CycT, whose product is annotated as cyclin-T. Lineage: Eukaryota; Metazoa; Arthropoda; Insecta; Diptera; Drosophilidae. The transcript has 4 exons. The record is from RefSeq and is a predicted model, not a curated record. Gene Ontology annotation, cellular component: cyclin/CDK positive transcription elongation factor complex; nucleus. Bases 690 to 4085 code for a protein of 1131 amino acids. Gene Ontology annotation, biological process: positive regulation of DNA-templated transcription, elongation; regulation of transcription by RNA polymerase II. Gene Ontology annotation, molecular function: cyclin-dependent protein serine/threonine kinase activator activity.
GUGUUGAAAGUAUAAUGUUUUUAUAGAAACAACGCAAGUACAACCCAACUAAUAAUGAAUUGAUUGGAAAGUUGCAUAACACAAAUUCGACGUACGCACGUCGUGUGUGUCGCGGUUGUCUCGUAUACGUCGCAAACGAAAUUCCCAGAAAACACCAUACACAUUCAAGUGUGAAAUAAUUGCAAAAAUACAACGUAAAAACACUAAGUGAACUCCAUAAAUUUAUAUUUUGAUGUACAUAUAUCAAGUAUGGAAAGUGGUAGCCUACGUUUGUAACGCGAGCGUUGUAUGAUGAUUCUUCAAUAACAGCGCAUUGCUGUUUUUAUGUAGAAAAUGUGUGGCAGCCGCAGCCACCUUUCCUCAUUACCUACUGCGACAGCCCCUCGACAAUACAACAAAUACUAACGCACUUGGCGCAGCCGACAAAGAAAAAACUCUCUUUGUACCGUAGUUCCUACGACAAAAAAGUUUGACUCAACGCCAGCGACAGCAGUAAAACCCGCAGAGAAGCAGCUGCCAAGCCGACAUAAAGAGAAAUCAAAUAGAGAAUCUUUGAUUGCGUCGGUAAUAUAGAGGCUUGCAUGUGGAAUUGAUUUUUAAAAAAGUUGAGCAAAACAAGUGUUGCGCGUGUUAAAAAAUCCAAACAAAUACAAAAUUGCAUCAAACGUGUGAGCUCUCUGUUGGUCAAAAUGAGUCAUUUAACAAUACCAUCCUCAAGCGCAUCAAAUACUUCGUCCGCUUCCAAUAUUAAUAGCGCAUCGAUCUCGCUUGGUGGCGGUACCGUCGCCACCGGUGGCAAUGCUAAUAAUAAUUUGCCAUUCGAGAAAGAUAAAAUCUGGUAUUUUAGUAGUGAUCAGUUGGCAAACUCUCCAAGCCGCCGUUGUGGCAUUAAAUCUGACGAAGAAUUGCACUACAGGCAACUGACUGCAUACCUGAUACAGGAAAUGGGCCAGCGGCUGCAGGUGUCCCAGUUGUGCAUCAAUACAGCAAUUGUAUACAUGCAUCGGUUUUAUGCUUUUCACUCUUUUACACAUUUUCAUCGCAUAUCGAUGGCAUCGGCUAGUCUGUUUCUGGCCGCAAAGGUCGAAGAACAGCCACGCAAGUUGGAGCAUGUUAUACGAGCCGCCAACAAGUGCCUACCACCGACGACCGAGCAAAACUAUGCGGAUCUAGCGCAGGAGCUCGUCUUCAACGAGAACGUACUGCUGCAGACGCUAGGCUUCGAUGUGGCCAUCGAUCAUCCACACACACAUGUGGUGCGCACGUGCCAGCUGGUCAAAGCAUGCAAGGAUCUGGCACAGACGUCAUACUUCUUGGCCUCUAACAGCUUACAUUUGACUUCGAUGUGCCUUCAAUAUCGGCCUACUGUUGUUGCUUGCUUCUGCAUUUAUUUGGCUUGUAAAUGGUCCCGCUGGGAAAUUCCGCAAUCGACCGAGGGUAAACAUUGGUUUUACUAUGUAGAUAAAAGCGUCUCACUGGAACUGCUGAAGCAGCUGACCGAUGAAUUCAUUUCCAUUUAUGAGAAAAGCCCUGCUCGCCUUAAGUCCAAACUUAAUUCGAUCAAGGCGAUAGCUCAAGGCGCAAGCAAUCGAACUGCAGCAAAUAGUAAAGAUAGCAAACCGAAAGAAGACUGGAAAAUGAGCGAAAUGAUGAAGGGCUAUCACUCUAAUAUCACUGCACCACCGGAGCUGAUGAACGGCAGCAGCGAUAGUCGUGAGCAGUCUGCGCAACAGGUAGCGGCAUUGCUACCACCACCGGCUAUGGUGCCCCAACAACGACGCGGAGAACAUUCACACCAGCGCACGGCAGCGAUCGGCUCAUCCGCGAGCUCGUCCUCAUCCAACCACAAUAAGAUAUCUAAUUAUCCAGGCUCAAUACCUCCUGAUGCUCAUGGUGAUCACAAGUCAAAGCAGCCAAGCUACAACAAUCGGGCGACCUCGAGUCAUCAAUCGUCAUCUUCAUUAGCCUCGGUGCAACGCAGCAGCAACAGCGGCAUGUCUUCCAAUAGCAGCAGUCAGCGAAGUUCAAGUGGUCAGCAAGCACGUCCGCCACCGCCAAUGGAUUAUCACAAGUCAUCGCGCGCGCUACCAUCCAUGGGUUUGCCGCAGCACAGCACACACAAAAUGCCUCCAAACCCAAAGCAACAGCCGUCAUUAUUGGAUAGUCGGGGUUCCUCAUCUUCAUCGUCGUCAUCGGUUAUUGGAGGUGGUAUUUCAACAAAAGAUGCAUUAAAAUCAAGUAACAGUAGUGGAGGAAAAAUAUAUCCCAACGUACCACCGUCCUACGGCAGCAGCAACAGCUCAUCGAACAAUCUUGUACAUGGUAACCAGCAACGUAGCAGUUACAUGUCGGGCAACAACAACAGUGGUACUGGUUCCACAAGUGGUGGCUAUCACACGCACCGCUCCAAAUCAUCGUCGUCUUCUUCAUCCGUCCAUAACAUACCGCUUUAUGAACAGCUAACCACUACAUUACCUUAUGGUCACAAUGGUGUUGGCAGCAACUUUAGUAGCCAUAUGCCGCCAAUACAGCUUGAUGUAGGUGCAGGCGCCUCUUCGCAGGCAGCCUCAACAUCAGUUCCCCAAACGCAGACGCAACAGCCAAUAAAAAAUAACUCUUUGUUUAGUCCCGAGUGGAGCGAUAUCAAAAAGGAAACAGCAACGCAUUAUAACGGCCUGCUACCACCUCCUCCACAUGAAAGCCUGGGAUAUAAGCUCAACCAACAUACGCGCAAGGACAGCCCAAAAAAGGAGCGCAUUUCGACAAGUGGCACACCUACUAAAAAGGAUAAACAUCGCGUUUCUGGGCCAAGCAACUUGCCUCUAACUUCUGCGUCUAGCUCAAAUGCAGCAUCCUUAACUAUGAAUAGCAUAAGUCAUGGAUUAAAGUCCAUGCUGCCGCCGAACAAGAAGCUGUCAACGGAAUUAGUGGUCGCGCCGAAUGAACUUGCUGGCACAAGUCGCGAUGGCAGCAAUAUCAGUGCGUUGAAGCGCGCCAAUGAAACAGGUAACAGUCAGUGUGGUCUAAAUAAUGAAGACAGCGUCCCGCGUGAUAAGCUUCGCAAGCUGGAUAGCAGUGGAUUGCCAGGUUAUGGAUUCAACACUGGCAAUGGUACUUUAGAACAUGAAAAACAUGCCCCGAUAUCCAUGACUAAUGGCAUUGAAACAACGCCCGACUUGGUGCGUAGUCUACUCAAAGAAAGUUUAUGUACAACUAAUACGUCGCUUCUCAAACCCGAGGCGUUAACCAUGCCAGGUCCCAAGCCGCCUGCGGAAUUGCUUGAGCCCAUGCCGCCAGGACAGCAAUUAAAAAAGGAGUCAACAAUGGUUAAUUCCUUAGGUUUAGCGAUGCCACAUUUACAACAGCUUCGCGGUGACGUGGAUACGGACACAACUAAAUUGCCUGAUAUUAAACAAGAGAGCACAACAGGUCCCAGCAGUAAAUCAGAGAAGAAAAAGAAGAAGGAGAAGCAUAAACACAAAGAAAAAGACAAGUCCAAAGAUAAGUCGGAAAAGGAAGAGCGCAAAAAACAUAAAAAGGAUAAACAACGAGAUCGCGCUAAGGAUGUUGCUGGCGUUGUAACUGCUGACUCGCUUAAACUAGUUAUCAAGACCAAUACGGUUCCCGGAAAUCCCAAUGGUCUGCUUGCUGUGCACGCCACAGCCAACGAUAGUAUAUCCGCACCAGCGGCGCCACUUAAACUUAAGAUAUCGAAGAAUAAGUUGGAGCCCAGCUAUUCGAUGGCACAGGCAACAGCACCAACAAUGGGCCCCGCAUUUGUCCUUCCAGCAACUUCGGUAGCAGCAUCUGUGGCAAGCUUUUGUGGUACUGGCAUGAACAGUGCAAUCGUCAGUAGCAAAAAAAAGGACCGCGAGCGGGAGAAGGAUAAGAAGAGUAGCAAAAAUCAAGACUAUUCGAAAUAUAAUGGAUCUACUGGCUCUUAUCCAGGCACGGGAUCAACCACCAUAACACCAAGCACUACGGGCACCUUGCCGUUGUCCACGACGACCUCAACCUUGCAACCCGGUAUUCUUAUGAACACCCUGCCGCCGACCUCUGCGCUGCCCUUAUAUACCAAGAAGUAGAUGAUGAGAAGCGUUGUUAUAGCCCUCACUCUUCAUCCAUUAAUAAAUGUAUAAAUUAGGUAAACUAUGCUAGGUAUUAUUGUUGAUGAGAUAAUAUGCAUUCGUAAUUUAAGUUAUUAUUUAAUUUUAGUUCGGCUUAAAUUGUAAGCGUAAAGCGAAAAUAAAAAUGUGAGCUUGUCAAAUGUGAAA